Molecule: messenger RNA, 3343 nt
Organism: Vitis riparia (riverbank grape)
Lineage: Eukaryota; Viridiplantae; Streptophyta; Magnoliopsida; Vitales; Vitaceae
Product: putative disease resistance protein At4g10780
Exons: 10
Coding region: 1602-2756 (384 amino acids)
Source: RefSeq, a predicted model, not a curated record
CACGGCUUUCACUCGACUUUUCGGACAACGUUAUUUUCUUUGAUAUAAAACCCUGAGAACAAAUUCAAAUGAGCGGCCUCAAUCUCAAUUUCUCAUCCUCCUUCUUCACCGCCUCUCUGCCUCUAAUCCAAUCCCAAAUUCCAAACCCUAAAUUUCCUCGAUUCCAACAUACUCUUUCAGAAAUCGACAGACUAAACGAUGUUGUUUCAUAGUACCACAUGCUAGCUCUUCCGAUCUUCCGCUCCUCCCAUUUGAUAUAAACCAGGCUCCUAAGGUGGAAUUGUUGCAAACAUGUAUUGCAACUCCUUAAUGUGGGCAGAAAAGGAGCCUUCUGUCGAUUGUGAUGAAGCUUUUGUUCCAUCAUUGGCUGAACGAAUAUCCUUUGCAGCACUUCAACCUGUAACAGUGGGUCUAAGAUCUUCCCUGCAUUUAUUGGUUUCCUUAAAAGCAAAGACCCCAGUGAUGGGACAGAGCAGGCAUUACUGAACGAGGUAGCUUCUUUUGAUGAUUAUAUAAAAGAAAAUGAGAUAUGGCAUUGUCAAAUUCCAUCUGAGUCCUUCGGCAACCUCCACUCACUACAUGUCGAGAAUUGUGCAUCACUAUUGAAAUUCUUGCCAUCCUUUUUGCUAAGCAGCUUACAGAAUUUGGAAGUAGUAAUUUUAAAAAACCGUGAUCUACUAGAAGAAGUAUUUGAUCUUGAAGGUAUAGAUGUUAAUAAUGAACAUGUUCGGCUGCUCUCUAAGUUGAAAAAAUUAAGCUUAAUUGGUCUUCCUAAGUUGAGGCAUAUAUGCAACAAGGACAGACCCUAGAGACAACUUGUGCUUCCAAAACCUGAAAUGGCUGAAUGUGGACAACUGUGGCAGCUUGAGAAACCUUUUCCUUCCUUCUAUGGCCUCAGAUCCUGUGCCACUUAGAGGUGUAGAAGUGAUGGCUAUAGGCAAUAUCGUAUUUCCUCAAUUAACCCACCUUUCACUGGAAUCUUUGCUCAACCUAACAAGUGUCUAUCCCAGAUGUCAUUCUCUACAACAGCUUGACCAUGGAAACCUAGAUGUACCCUUUGGAGUGCUCUUCAAUGAAAAUGUAGCAUUUCCUAGCUUGGAAUUAUUAAAUAUCUCAGGCCUGGAUAAUGUGGAAAAGAUAUGGCACAACCAACUUCUUGAAGAUUCCUUUUCCCAACUAAAAGAGAUUAGGGUAGCAUCCUGUGGAAAACUGCUGAAUAUUUUUCCAUCCAGUAUGCUGAACAGGUUACAGAGUCUACAGUUUCGGAGAGCGGUAGACUGUAGUUCAUUAGAAGUGGUUUAUGACAUGGAGUGGAUAAAUGUUAAGGAAGCUGUAACAGCCAGUGUGUUGAGUAAACUGGUUUUAUAUUUUCUACCAAGCCUUAAGCAUAUAUGGAAUAAGGAUCCCUAUGGAAUUCUCACCUUUCAAAACUUGAAGUUAUUAGAAGUUGGUCAUUGUCAGAGUCUAAAAUACCUUUUUCCAGCCUCUUUAGUUAGAGACCUUGUGCAACUUCAGGACCUGCGGGUAUCAUCUUGUGGAGUAGAGGAACUUGUUGUGAAGGAACAUGGAGUGGAGACAGCUCCUAGGUUUGUAUUCCCUAUAUGACCUCUCUGAGACUGAUGAAUCUGCAACAUGUCAAGAGUUUCUACCCUGGGACACAUACUUCAGAAUGGCCUUUGUUGAAAAAUCUGGAGGUAUGUGAAUGCAAUAGAGUGAAGAUAUUUGCUUACAAAAUUCCAACAUUCCAAGAAGUACAUCUGGAGGGCAAAGUCGAUAUCACAAUUCAACAGCCACUUGCCUUAUUCGAGACAGUUGCAUUCCCUAAUUUGGAGGAAUUGACAUUGGAUAGUAACAGCACCACAGAAAUACAGCAAGAGCAAUUUCCAGUGCAGUCCAUUUGCAAACUUCGAGUUCUGAAUGUACUUAGAUAUGGAGAUAAUUUGGUUGCAAUUCCAUCCUUUAUGCUUCAUACGUUACAUAAUCUGGAAAAGCUCAAUGUGAGAAGAUGUGGUUCAGUCAAAGAGGUUGUACAACUUGAAGAACUUGUUGAUGAGGAAAGUCAUGCCAUGGCACUUGCUGAGUUAAGAGAAGUACAGCUGCAUGACCUACCUGAGCUGACACAUUUGUGCAAGGAAAACUUCAAACGAGGCCCUCGUUUUCAAAAUCUUGAAACUCUUCAAGUAUGGAACUGUGGCUGUUUGAUAAGUUUGGUACCAAGCUCAGUGACAUUCCAGAACCUAGCAACUUUAGAUGUAUGGUCUUGUGGCAGUCUGGUUAAUUUGCUACCACCAUCAACAGCUAAAAGUCUGGUGCAACUCAAAAACCUCAAAGUAGGUGGAUCAGAUAUGAUAAAAGAAGUAGUUUCCGGAGGAGGAGGCGAAGCAACAGAGGAGAUUGCUUUUUGCAAAUUAGAACACAUUGCACUUGUUUGUUUAGCAAACCUCACAAGCUUCUGUUCAGGAGGCUAUACUUUCACAUUCCCAUCCUUGGACCAUCUGGUAGUGGAAGAAUGCCCGAAGAUGAAAGUUUUCUCGCAAGGCUUCUCAACUACACCAAGGCUAGAGAGAGUAGAUGUGGCAGAUAAUGAAUGGCAUUGGGAAGGUGACCUCAAUACCACCAUUCAAAAGUUGUUUAUACAGCUGCAUGGAGCUGUCCAUGGUUUUUUGUCCUUGAAUAAAUUGAGCAUCAAGUUGCCGAGGUUAAAGACGAAGGUUUUAUCUGGAAAGAAAUACUUGAAACAGUUGAGAAACGGUUAGCAGCAUGUGAGAAAGAGAGUUGGUUCGAGAAACAAUGUUGGGUGUUUUCUCAUCUUUGUAUUGAUUCUUUGUUUCAUUAUAUCCAUCCUUAUUUUUUGAUGGCUGUUCAGGAUGAUAAUUGAUGCAUUGGUGCAAGCGUUACUCAUCUUACUCCCAGUCAUGUUGAGAAAGCUUGUUCUUCGGUUAAUAAACUUCCAGUGGUGAUCAUGAUAUGGUAUUCGAUAUAAUGGGUAUCCAAGAUAGAUAGCAUAAUAUUUCUGAUGAUUGGAAACCCCAUUAGUCAAGUUUCCAGAUUCAUAGUUUAUCUCUACUUUUUAGCCUUACAUUUUCUCAUGUGUAAGAUGCCUUUUGAGAUAUUUAUCUUGUUCUGAUUCAAUGAAAAGUAACUAAAUAUAUUUAGUCCAAUUUUAUUUUUCUAUUCAAAUUAGGGAUAUGCAUGUCAGGGUCAGUAAUAAACUAAACAUUAGUUGGUAGUCCAUGUAACUGUGGAGGUCAUUUUAUAGUGAUUGAGAGUGAGGCUAGCUGAUGAGGCAUAAACAAAUUCUCAACUUUUAUUUUAAUGGAAGGUGAUUCUCUCAAGUUGGUCA